UUUAGUGUGCGCCGACCUGUUUCCGUAGACGGCCACAAAAAACCGUCAAAGACCUAGCCACCAACUGCUCUGGACUGCGAUUUCGUUUUCGAGAGACGGUCUCCAAAAUACAUUUUCGAAAAAUUCCCAAAAGUGACUGUCAGCCAGCUGGAAAAUAAGUACCCGUAUAGUCGAUCUUCAACAAGAUCGGCGGGACUGUGACGUCGGCGUGGCUCAAAAGUGCAAUCGUUCCCCCGACAAAACAAAGCUCAGUUUGCAAUCGCCCGCCCGUUUCACCCCGUUUUCGUAAUCGCAUCGUGCAAAAAGAAAAUCAAAAAGUUAUUAAAAAAGUGAAUCUGGCCACUGGCAUCCCGCUCGCACUCCCAGCCACUCGUACCGCCGCAUCGACGCCGCCGUCGCUGUCGCCGCGCUCUCCAUUGUUUAUGUUUUUUUGUGUUCUUCCCCCGAGAAGGCGGGGAAGUAAUGAUAAAAGCAAUGCGCUCGCAAUGAAACGAAAUUGAGUGAAAAAUAAAUUUCGUUUACAAAAAAUCCAGCGAAAAAAGGUAAAAUAAAAAAGUUACAAGCGAAUGAGAAGAAAAAAUUCACUGCCAAGCAAAUUUCACGCCGUAUUUAAUCUUUGCUCACUGACCGCCUCCAGCUUAAUCGCUGCUCGUCUUUCUUUCUGUUCUGUUCCGUUCGCGAUCGCGAGUGUUCCGUGCCCCGAUUCUGGAUACACAGCUCCGGCUCUGCUCCCAGUAACGGCCACCGAUCUAAUCCGACCACGAUCCGGCCCAAUCCCAUCUUUGCAUCUCCAAUCUCGAUUCUCGAUUCCCGGGCUGUGUGUUCUGGAGACAUCCGCGUCGCGUUUUUCACACUCAGAACAGCACUCGGAACAGCUAUCGUUGAAGCUUGCCAUCUAAACUUGAGAGAUCCAAAUCACUUCGCAUCGAUAAUGAUAGUGCCCUGUGAACGCAUAUGAAAGUGCUGUAGAAAACUUAAAAAGCCCAUAGAAGUCCGUUUGGCCAGUGAAGCGAACAGGAUCAAACUUAGUUUAAGCAUUUUUAAGGAUAAAACUAUUACCCUAGGACACCGGUUCAGUAAGAUGUCCGCAACAUUGGUCCUAAUCACAGCGCUCCUCUUGGCCAGCACAAUAUGCCAGGCCCUGCCAGAUCUGCACAAACAAAUGUCGCCGGAGCAGCUGCAGUCAGUCUUCCACGUGGACAACCACGAUGCAGUGCCGCACUACGAGCUCGUCCAGCUCUUGCACCAUGAAAACCACAACUACAACCACCAGCGACGGCGGCGGAGCAUCGGCGAGAGGGCAAAGGUCAACGCCGCCCUGCCGCCCCACCACGUGAAAAAGGAUCUCAGCAAGAAUGCCUACUACAGCGAGCUGAAGCACGAGGCCAUGGCCUCGGGCGGCAACCACCUGUUCGGACCGGAAGUGAGUGCCAUCAAGUCGCACAACGUGUCCUUCAGCGCCUUCGGCAAGGCCAUGAACCUCAGCCUGCGCGCCACCCAAGGACUCUUCAAGGGCGCGCCCCACCAGCUGCGCAUGUGGACGGUGGGCAGCGAGCCCAACGCCACCCACGGGCUGGACCUUCAGGAAAUCGCCCACGAAGAGCACCACAGGAACGAAGUGGGGGAAGUCUUUCAGGAUGAGAAGAACAUGGCUGCGAUCUUGAUGCGGCGCCACAUGGAAACCGGCGACCUGAUAAUGGAGGGCAGCAUCGGCCAUGAUCUGGUGAUCAAGCCCCUGCCGCACGAGCUGAGUCCCAAUCCCGAGGAGUCCCACCACAUCAUCUACAAACGGGAGGCGUCCGCUGCAGAAGACCAGCUGAGUGACUUUGCCUUCAUGGAACCUGAUGAUCUGCUGGCCAGCGAGAAGCUCGAGAGGUUGCAGCGCCGCCAGCGUCGCAGUCGACGCAGUGCGCCCAGCAGCCCCGACUUCGAGGAUCUGAACGAUGAGGACGAGGGCGCCCUGGAGUCAGAGCCCCAAGUGGCCGAGUCCCGGACUCGAUCCCGCCGCCAGGCCCCGUACAUCAUCUAUCCCGAGGUCUUGGUUAUCGUCGACUAUGAUGGCUAUCGGCUGCAUGGCGGCGAUAAUUUGCAGGUUAAGCGAUACUUCAUCUCGUUCUGGAACGGAGUCGAUCUGCGCUACCGCCUGCUGAAGGGUCCCAGAAUACGUAUCAGCAUUGCCGGCAUUAUCAUUUCGAGGGGUCGAGAUGCCACUCCCUAUCUGGAGCGUAAUCGAGUGGGUCGGGAUGCCAUUGACUCGGCUGCUGCUCUCACGGACAUGGGAAAAUAUCUGUUCCGGGAACGCCGACUGCCGGUCUACGAUAUUGCCGUUGCCAUAACCAAACUCGAUAUGUGCCGUCGCACCUCCGCUUAUGAUGAAUGUAAUCGCGGUACCGCAGGCUUCGCUUACGUCGGCGGCGCAUGCGUGGUGAACAAGCGACUGGAGAAGGUGAACAGCGUGGCCAUCAUCGAAGAUACCGGCGGUUUCAGCGGCAUCAUCGUGGCUGCCCAUGAAGUCGGACACCUGUUGGGAGCGGUGCAUGACGGAUCGCCACCGCCCAGUUACUUGGGUGGACCAGGGGCCCAGCGGUGCCGCUGGGAGGAUGGCUACAUCAUGUCCGAUCUGCGUCACACGGAGCGGGGUUUCAGAUGGUCCGCGUGCACGGUGCAGAGCUUCCACCACUUCCUCAAUGGAGAUACGGCCACCUGCCUGCACAAUGCCCCGCACGAGGACAGCGCCCUGGGCAGGUCUUUGCCGGGAACCUUGCUUUCGCUGGAUGCCCAGUGCCGCAGGGAUCGAGGAACUUACGCCUGCUUCAAGGACGAGCGAGUGUGUGCCCAGCUCUUCUGCUUCGACGCCCAGACGGGGUACUGCGUGGCCUACAGACCAGCGGCCGAGGGCUCGGCCUGCGGUAACGGUUAUCACUGUCUGGAUGGACGAUGCACACCGCUGCCCUCGAAUAUCAUUCCCGAUUACGGACACAACUAUCGUUUGGUCUACAAUAAAAUCAACAACAAGAAAGAUUCCGCUGAGGAUAUUGAGAAUAGUAGCGAGGAGACCGAGUCCCAGGAGGACGAGAAUGAGAGUAAUGAGGAUCAGGACGAGGGCAACACUAGUAGCGAGGAGCAGGAGGCCAACCAGCAGGACAAUAGGAUCGAGCAGAGCUCUGCGGCUGACGCAGCUGCUGUGACGUCGCCAACAACCGCCAAAACCCCGACAACCACUGUGCGGACCACAACCACCACUGUGAAGCCCAAGUCGAAGUCCUUUGGCUAUCUGCAUCGAAGCCUUCCCGAGCGACAGUGGACGCAGGACGAUGGUGUGCUGGUCACGACGCGCAUCAGCAGCAGCGUCAGUAGCAGCAGCGGCAGUGGCAUCAGCAAUACCAUCAAUGACACAACAGCAACAUCAAGUCCCAAACUCAGAACAACAACCACACAAACACCGAACCUACUCCAAUUCUAUACACACGAACUACGCAAACAAAUCGAAUACUAUUUACACAUGCUACAGACACAACAACAUGCUACCAAAUUGCAACCAGAACAACAGCAACAGCAGUCACAACAACAACAGUCGAUAGUUGAAAUCCCUUUGGUACAAAAACGCCUUACAAAUUAUAGUGUAACCAGCAGCAGCAGCAGCAGCAGCAGCAACAACGGGGCGAAACAACAGCCGCCGAACAGCAAGGAUGAGAACCAGAGACAGCAGCAGCAACAACAGCAGCAGCAGCAACACCUCCAGGAGCAGCAGCAACUCCAGGAUGGGCUGCCCGAUGAGGAAAACGAGGCGACUGCCGGCAUUCAGAGCAAUGAAGCGAUUGAGCGGCAAAAACGUAAGUUCCCCACACAACCCACAGCGGCAACCAGUGCUGCCCAGACAUCAGCUACGUCGGCGACAUCGGCAACACCCACAUCAGCAACACCCGCCAAACCGAUAACAACUUCAUCAUUUCUCGAUGCGUACUUUAAAAAACUGCAAGCCUUGCAUGAUGGUGGAUCGGCAGCCACCAGCACAACCACCUCCGUGUCGUCGUCAGUCAGCACGGCAACAUCCGGCAAGCAGCAGCAGCAACAUGUACAGCAGCAGCAGCCAGAUGGCAGCGCCUUCUUGAAACGUACGCCAAAUCGGAGUAGUAUUAAGGCAUACAAACCUAGUAGUAGCAGUAGUAGUAACAGCAGUAGUCAGCCACAACAGCAGCAAUAUGCGGCAAACUAUAUUGGCGACACCACAAACAAUCAGCCAGCGGUGUUGGACAACAGUAACAGUGCGUCAAGCACCACGGAAACCGCCAAGAAACCCAAAAUCAAAACACAAAAACUAAUACGCCGAACACGAGUCAUGUAAAAACGAUCUGAGGAGAUGCGGCAGAGAACUCUGAUACCAACUAUCAUAAGCUACUACUUACUGCUAGCCAGAAGCUGCUUGAGCAAACGAACAUCCCCAAACGAACCGAAGGCUCCCCAACAACAUCAAAUACAGAUCCACAUACACUAAACAAAGCAACACACGCAUCACACACAAGUAAAUGCCAAACCGAACGCAACCGAAACCGAUACAGAUUCCGAUACAGAUACCGAUAACCGAAACCGUUACCGAUUCGUUAUCCUUGCGUGCGGUAAGCCCAAAACCAAUCCAGCAUUCAAAUCGGGUUCUUAACUCCCCCUAGUAGUCUAAAGCUUUGCCCUUAAGUACGCUACGAAUUACCGUAGAGCAUGGAUGCGCGAUAGUUUUAGUAGUACUCUUAUCUUUUACGCUGCCUGUUCUUUAAUAUUUAAAUAACUUUUAUAGUGGUUGUUGAGGCUGCGAAACGAAAUCCAAGUGCUAAGCUCAUGCGCAAUGGUCCAUGAAGCUGUAAUAUGGAUUACCCUCGUAUCUUAAGCAUUUGGCAUCUGGCAUAUUGCAUCGAUCAUAUUUAAUCUCGUAGUACGGAAACGCUUUAAAACCGUUCAAUAGUAGUUCUUGAAUCCUAAUGUUGGCAUGUUUCUACGAAUAAUGUAGUGUACCAUUUUAGUUUACCCCAUUUGAACGGUUAUCAUUGUCUCCGAAAGGCUGGCAGAAUUCGAUUAGGACAUUUGCAUUCACACAUCCGCAGACCUCAUAAAGCAUGCUUUAAGAUAAACUCUCAUACCACCUCUUUCAAAAUCGACGAAAAGAUUCAUCGCUGAAUUUUCUAUUUCUUGCGCGGUUUAUUUCUCGCUCUUUUUUUCUAAAAUUGCAUCGAACACUCGCCCCCACACAUAAAAACAAAAUUAAAUCGAACUAGAAACAAAUUGGCAUUGAAACAUGCACACACAUACCAGCAUACAAACUUACACGCUCUUUACCUCACACCACCACACAAGCAUACACACUGUUUGAAGGCAAAACCAAAAGAAAUUAUAUCGAAACAUCUCUAACUGUAGCAAUUAAGUAAUAUAUAUGAUCUACAAGAAUGGCAUGGAGUCAGAACGCAUUUGCGUACUAAAAAUAAGAAAGAAAAAUGGCAAAAGUGAAACAGAGUAAUUUGGCAAACGGAAACGCAUGGAAUGGAACACACGCACAUAUCACACAACCACCCACACAAAUCAAAAUGGUCGGCGUCUGCAAACCUAUCUCUUAAUUGCAUACCGAAUAAACCUCCAAGAUUAGCUCAUUUAUUUUGCACGCCCCACGCGAAUUGUAUUUUCCAUUAUCUCUAAUUUUCUUUGUUUUUCUUUUUUGUUUCCCCGCUUCCGUUUUCGACCCGUUCCCGCACUCCGCAGUGGUUAACUGGAAGCUGUUUCCGUUCUAGUGAAAGUGCAUGAAGCAACAUUGGGGAACGUUCGGAACUGGCACGCAGACGUCACUGCCAUCGAAAUUGGAACAAAUGUUUGCAGUUAGUGUUUUUAGCUAGAAUUUAUUACUAUUAUAAUCUGUAUGAAACCCUAUUGAUUUGUUGUUAGUUCUAGCCGCAACUAAUUUAAAAUAUUGUCUGUUAAAUGCAACUAAGGCUACAAAGCCGAGUUGUUAUGUUCAGUACAUGCAUAUAUUUUGUAAUUUAAUUUAAUGCAAGUUCUUGUAAAAUAGUACAUAUUAUUCUGUAAAAAGUUCACCUACGCACGCACUUUUGGCACACAACCUAAAUUAUUCUUUGAGCCACAAAUCAACCGAAAGGAAAAUUAAUAAUAAUCCCACUUUCCAAUGUGAUAAACAUAUAUAAUUUGUACUCUUUACUUAACAAAAUAUUUAUCAUUUUCUGUUAGAAAAUUGCUAGAAAGGUUGAGAAUCGUUCAUUUACCUGCCUUGCCGCACUUUGCCUACAAGAAAACUUAAAUUUUUCAUUCAUUAUUGUAUUACAUUUUAGAAGUCUAAAUUCUAAAGCAAAAUUCAUCUAUCUACGUUUACCUAGCCUAAUGCUCUUUUUAUACAGCAAUGAAAAAUGUAAUAGCUAAGUUUUAGUUGUAGUCAACUCAACAUCGUAAAAUAAAUAAAACUGUAAAUUUAUCACACACACAAAAGAAACAAAAAAAUAGUUUAAGAAGAAUAUAUAUAAAGAGAUUUAUUUGUACAAAA
This is a messenger RNA of Drosophila biarmipes, 6532 nucleotides long. RefSeq names its product venom metalloproteinase 3. Bases 1082 to 4345 code for a protein of 1087 amino acids. Gene Ontology annotation, biological process: proteolysis. NCBI's taxonomy places the organism in Eukaryota, Metazoa, Arthropoda, Insecta, Diptera, Drosophilidae. The record is from RefSeq and is a predicted model, not a curated record. Gene Ontology annotation, molecular function: metalloendopeptidase activity. The transcript has 14 exons.